Pyrgilauda ruficollis (rufous-necked snowfinch) is the source of this 4340-nucleotide messenger RNA. It is a transcript of the gene EFNB2, whose product is annotated as ephrin B2. Gene Ontology annotation, biological process: axon guidance; blood vessel morphogenesis; ephrin receptor signaling pathway. The transcript has 5 exons. Bases 1074 to 2075 code for a protein of 333 amino acids. Gene Ontology annotation, molecular function: ephrin receptor binding. NCBI's taxonomy places the organism in Eukaryota, Metazoa, Chordata, Aves, Passeriformes, Passeridae. The record is from RefSeq and is a predicted model, not a curated record. Gene Ontology annotation, cellular component: plasma membrane.
CGCUGCCGCCGGCCGCGCUCCUGCGCCGGGGACUCGCAGCGGCGGCAUCGGAGGUUGGAAUCGCCGCACUGGGGACGACAGUGGCUGGCGCCGCUUCUUAUCCCUCGCUCCAUUCCUUCUCCUCCGCGGCGGGUUGCGCGUCGGCGCAAGUCCCGAGCCCGUCGUUCCUCCUCAGUCAGCCGCCGCGGCGCGCACUGCAGGUCGCGCAACGGGAGAGGGACGAUUUGACGCUGCGACCCCCCCGCCCCCCCGUUUUGGUUUAUUUUAUUUUUUAUUUUUGUAAUCAUUAUUGUCCGUCCCUGUUUCUUUCCUUGCUCCGCUCCGUGGUCUUUGCCGGCGACAAGGACAGCAGUGCCCCUCGGGGAAGCCGGAGCCCUGCGGAUGCGUCUCCCCGGGACUGGGGGAGCUGACUCGGAGUGGAUUUAUUGACUCGCGGUUGCUUCCGAGCUGCCCGAAAGAGCCCGAGCUGGUGCCCGUGCGGAUUGCAAACUGCGGGGAGCAGUGAGAGACAUACAGGAGGAGCCGCGCGCCGAAGCUGUGUCCUUUUCCCCCUGACCCUUUUAUUUCUCCCGCCACCCUUUAUUUUACCUCUUUUUAAUUUAUUUUUUGUUUUACUCCUUUUCACGCGGGCCUUAGACACUGUGAACGCGUAUGGCGCUCUGGAUCCAAAUGGGAGUUGGCAGUUUGAGUGGCAUCUUCCAAGGCAGCCGGGAGACCCCCACUAAGAGGAAGGACUAAGGCGUUUGCUUUCUUUUUUUUUUUUUUUUUUUUUUUUUUUUUUUUUUUUUUUCUAUUGCUUUUACUUCGGAGGUAGCUUGGAUCUGACCUCAGAGGAGAUAUUCCUACAUGCGAGUGGCAUACAUGACUCAGUAGAUCUGCUUGCACCUCUCGCCAAGUGCAUCGUCGACUCUUACUGAUUUUUUAAAUUUUUUUUUAUUAUCCUUUUUUUCCUAUCAAUCAUCCCGGCUGUUGGGAUACCGGGCACCCACCCUGCUGUUGCCGCUCAGGUGCGUGGGAAGGCGCACGGCGGAGUUGGCGAGGCUCCGGGGAGGGACUCGGUGCCGCCUGCGACCAUGGCAGCGCGGAGGCGAGAUGCCUCCGCCUGGAAGUACUGCUGGGGAGCCGUGAUGGUUUUAUGCAGAACUGCACUGGCGCGGUCCAUCGUUUUAGACCCCAUAUAUUGGAAUUCCUCUAACCCCAAAUUCCUUCCUGGACAAGGAUUGGUACUAUAUCCACAAAUAGGAGACAAACUGGAUAUUAUAUGCCCAAAGGUGGACUCUAAAACUAUUGGCCAGUAUGAAUAUUAUAAGGUCUACAUGGUUGAUAAAGACCAAGCAGAUAGCUGUGCUAUUAAAAAGGACAAUACACCUCUACUUAACUGUGCCAAGCCAGAUCAAGAUGUUAAGUUUACCAUCAAGUUUCAAGAGUUCAGUCCUAAUCUCUGGGGCCUGGAAUUUCAGAAGAACAAAGAUUAUUACGUCAUAUCAACAUCAAAUGGGUCUUUGGAGGGCCUGGAUAACCAGGAGGGAGGGGUGUGCCAGACAAAAACCAUGAAGAUCCUCAUGAAAGUUGGACAAGAUCCCAACUCAGCAGGGCAGCCCCGGCACACGGAUCCCACCAAGCGCCCUGAGCAGGAAGCUGGCACCAAUGGGAAGAGUUCUACCACCAGCCCCUUUGUGAAGGACCACUCAGGAUCUAGCACAGAUGGCAGUAAGGCUGGGCAUUCCAGUAUACUGGGUUCAGAGGUGGCCUUAUUUGCAGGGAUUGCAUCAGGGUGCAUCAUUUUCAUCGUCAUCAUCAUCACUUUGGUGGUUCUUUUGUUGAAGUACCGGAGAAGACACAGGAAGCAUUCCCCGCAACACACGACAACUCUAUCACUUAGUACAUUAGCCACCCCAAAACGCAGUGGCAACAACAAUGGUUCUGAGCCCAGUGACAUUAUCAUUCCUCUAAGGACUGCAGACAGUGUCUUUUGCCCCCACUAUGAAAAGGUCAGCGGCGACUAUGGACAUCCGGUGUACAUAGUUCAAGAGAUGCCUCCUCAGAGUCCAGCAAACAUUUAUUACAAGGUCUGAGGAACACACAACCAGCUCUGUGGUACAGUUGAGUCGUAGAGGAAACUCACUGGUCAGAUGCUUUCUGUUGGGGUUUGUGAUGACGCCUUGUGCGCUAGCAUUGACUUAAGCACAGGGGGGAGAAGGCAACAGCUCUUUCUCCAGGAACCGACGCGAGCUGGACAGCUUACCUAGUCUGUAGAAUCCCUAUCUCGGUGAAUAAGUAUUCACUAAAAGCUGGAAGACUUUAUGUAGAAGAUGCCCAUUCUGAUUGCUGUACUCUUGUUACAUUCAUCAUCCUCAAAGCCAUGUGCUGUGGGCAUUCAGGCAUGUACAAAAGCCAAGGGAAGAUGGAGCAAUCUGUGGAUGUUAAUAGCUCUAGGCAUCCUGGCAAGGUGCUCCAGGAUAUAUCAAGCUUGAAAUGCAAUCUUCUGACUUUUGUGUGUCUCUCUCAGUGCGUACUGGAUUUGUCAUACAGACCUUGGUGUCUAAGUAAGACUUGUUAAAGUUCUCUUGCUUUUAGUCCGUCACUGUUCCAUUUGUUUCUGUUAUCCGGGGCUCUGCCAUCCUUCACAUAAGAUUUCCUUUCACUCCACCUCCUGAAUCACUAAUGGAACAUUAAUGUUUGGAGAUCCGCACUCCAUCCAUCUGCUGCAGCAGCCUCACUCGAAUGGGUAAUGCAUUUAUAAAAAUUGUUUUUGAUAGUAAGGAGCCUUCCAGCCAAAAAGUUAGGCUGUCAACAAAGUCAAGAGCAGGACUGGGUGGUGGAGGGAAGGGCUGAUUAAGGUUGCAGUUGAAUAUUACUGCCUCAGAAAUAGAAGCUGGGAAGAAAAAAAAAAUGCAUUUAGGUAGCACAGCACUUUGGUAUGCUAAGUUUUAAGAGGCAAGUAGGAAACACAAUAACAUGUGCAGUGGAUUAAGGCUGCAUUUGAAGGAAUUCACGGUUAUCAAAUACCAGUGUGCAGAAAAAAAUAGUACCUUCAAUACAGUAGAACAAAGGGGUAUUGUUAGUAAGUCAACAAGCCUGAAGAAGACAAGACAAUAGCAGGCCACUGAGGAUGUAUUAGGGCAGGGCUGUUGUGGUACUGGCAAUAAAAUACACAGCUUUGAAGCUGUAGCAAAAACAUAGUCUGCCUUGGAUGACUUUUAAGCAGACUCAGCUGCUAUACUAUCACAUUAUACUAAACACAGGGAAAGCAUUUAAGAAAAUAACUGAGAGCCAAGUGCCCAAGAUGAUUAUAAGCCAGUGGGUCAAAUGAGCUAUAAUUCUAUCACUGAUAAAGUUGUGGGGAAAGCAAACAACAAAACACAAAACCUUGCUCAUCUCUAAGGCAGAAUUUCUCUGUGACUGACCCUUUUGGCACUUUGGCUUAUUGUAGUGCUGUCCCUGCACAGUGAGUGUAGGUACUGACUGACACAGCAGUUCAUUGGUGCUCUGUUGCAAAGUUAAAGCACAUAUGGCAAACCUCUGGCAGUCCGUAAGAGUAAAAUAAAUUAUGACACUGAGAUGGAGAAGGAAAAUAUGUCUUAUUUAUAUUAGGUGUAUAGAACACAAGGGAUAUAAAGUGAGAGUUUUUCUUUUGUUCAUUCUUUCUUACUUUUGGUUUGGAUUUUUUUACUAAUAUAUAUUUUGAGAUUGCACAGAAUCUACACCAGAAGAUGUGAAAUUCAUUUGCGGCAAUUGCAUAGUCUUAACUUGUCAUCAUUUUCCAUAUAUAUGUGUGUGUGUGUGUCUAUGUAUAUACACACAUAUAUAAGUAUAUAUGCAUACGUAUGUAUAUAUAUGUAUGCAUAUUCGCACAUUUUAAAAAAACAUAAAAUACUUCUGGGGGAAAAAAAAAACAGCUAUCCUAAACCACCAGUGGGAGCAUAGUUAAAAAAAAAAUUCCAAAGCAUCUUGUAAGAGGAAAGUAGAAAAUAUAAGGUCCAAAAUAUCAGGAGUUCAUUGUUAAUGCAUCACAUAUUUAACAGCAACAAGAUGUGCCGGCAUUUAUUUUCUGUGUUGUGUUUUCCCUUGCCUUACAGGCUGAUGUGUUCUGUAGAUUGUGUUGAGGUUCGUAGAGGGGGUUUUCAGGUUAAAGUUUUCUCUUUAGCAUGGCUAUUCCCCUAAAACUCCCAGCCUAGGGAGGAAAUAAAAAAAAAAAAAACCUCUACUUUUAUAUGUGCUAUGCAAAUAGACAUUUCUAACAUAGUCAUGUUACUAUGGUAACACUUCGCUUUCUGAUUUGGAAAGAAAAUGUAGCAACAGCAUUUUAGGGUUCUCAGACCUCUGGUGAGCACCUGCAA